UAGUUUUGUACUUUUAUGUGUUAAAUUUGUUGAUAUAUUGAGUGCACAUUGUGUGAGAAGACAGCAAACUUAGCAAAUUCAUUAUUAUAAUUUCAAAUGGAUAAAUAAUUUUUAUUUUUGGCACAGGCGGUUGGUUGGGAAUGACGUGUCCACAUGGAGUAUGCUAUGGUCUGAAAUGGCUAUUGCGACAAGAAGGACCACGAGAUCAUGUGGACAUGCUUAUGAAUCUCGCUGCUGUUCCGAAUGUUACCAUAUUGGAUAUGGCAAACAUGAUUGUAGCUCAUGCAAGGAACAGAGGAUACGACGUUUUCAUCCAUUCCAAGGUCGUGUUGCUGAAUAUAGCCUGGAAAAUAUCAGACGAGCUAAUAGUGGUGAGCUAGAGAUAGACUGGCCUUGGUUUCCAAACGGAGAAAGAUGCGACUUGUCAAUUGUCGUACAAAGGUCGGAUGGUGAGCAGCUUCUGUGUAAUCCCUCAACUAGAUCUUCUGAUCAUUACUGCCUGUUUGAUCAAUUUCACGAGAAAAAUUCCACGAACCCAGCCGAUUGCUUGCGAAGAGUGUCUUGCGUUAACCAACUUGCCGGGAAGAUCAAUUCAGAAACUGCUGAACAACUCAACAACAGACAAAACCGUGAUAAUUACUUCACAACAUCUUUGACAGCUCACAAUUCCGUCUUCAUGGAGCGAUUGGCAACUCAUUUUAGUAAUGAGAAAUUAAACCAACGUAUCAUAAAUACUCAUCGCAAGCAGUUUGGAAUGGCUAUGAGUUUUAACUCCUUCGGUCAACUUAUAAGUAGAAAUGAAGAUGAUGGGACCGAGCAGGCAUCACAACCAAAACGCGUCCGUUUGUCGACUGAAAGUCUUUCAACAGCUAACAGACCUGCCACAAGUAGCACUGGAACACUAAAUGAUGCUUGUGAUGAGUUGACACACGUUGCUGAGAAAAUGAAUCCCUCAGCUACAAGCAGCUACGACCUUGUUAUAGACUAGUUGUGACCUCGUCAGUCGUCAUCAAAGCUUAAGUGAUAUUUGA
Xenia sp. Carnegie-2017 is the source of this 1031-nucleotide messenger RNA. RefSeq lists its product as uncharacterized. Lineage: Eukaryota; Metazoa; Cnidaria; Anthozoa; Malacalcyonacea; Xeniidae. The record is from RefSeq and is a predicted model, not a curated record. Bases 161 to 988 code for a protein of 275 amino acids. The transcript has 2 exons.